Kwoniella mangroviensis CBS 8507 is the source of this 1011-nucleotide messenger RNA. RefSeq lists its product as uncharacterized. Lineage: Eukaryota; Fungi; Basidiomycota; Tremellomycetes; Tremellales; Cryptococcaceae. The transcript is spliced from 2 exons. The coding region runs from base 1 to 1011 and encodes 336 amino acids. The record is from RefSeq and is a predicted model, not a curated record.
AUGGACAUGUCUACCAGCAUCAAUAGGUCAUCUCGACCUCCAAGAUUCAGGCCUACGCCUAUACAAUCCAUUCUAAGCGACACUUCUAAGUGCACGUCUUCCUCCGAACCUCUGACGGUAUCUAUAGGAGGUAAGUAUAUCGCAUUAGAAGACAAGUAUAAGAAUGAAGGACCGUCGGAUAGAUGGGCUGUAGGAUUCCUACCCGAAAGUCAAAUGACAAAUGAUCAUCCAGUGUACUCAGCUACAAUCAAAACUAUUGCAGGAGACGAAAGUGAAUUGGAAACCCCUGUUUCUGUCAUAAGUGCUUUGUCACGCAUCAUGCAGGCACAGUUUAACCACAAAUGUUGUUAUAUCAUGCCAUCCAUCAGUUUCGUUCAGGGUGACAAGCUUAUCAAGAUAGGCUAUCCAUAUAGUCCAGCUGAUGGGGUUGCGCAAAGUAGUAUCGCACUCAUCGGCGCAACCAUCACCCGAAUGCAACACUCAGGCCAAACAAUUGCCGAAAUUAGGGACCGAUUCGAUGCCCCUCAAUUUGAACGUAUUUGGAGAAAAUAUCCGGGUGCUCAGGAAGGCUUUGAUGGUUCGAAUUCGAAACAAAUUUCUUCUUUGCAAGAUGCCUUACGAUCGGAUGACGCGGAUCCGCAAAAUACACCUGCAUUGAAGGACUGUCUCGAUGCAUGGUCUCUAGCCACCGUGAGCUAUGACCGCAAAAGUAGAGAUGGAAAGCACGAUGAAUAUUCAAUCGAAUAUCUACCUUCGAAUACUGGAGCUUUCAUCGAUGAUUGGAAACUGAACCGAUUCGACAGACGGAAAACCACUGAAGACACUGAAACAAGGCUGAUGCGAGCUACAAAAACAGCUACAAGUCUCCUUGCUACAUUAUUGCACAACGAAUGCACAGACGCCAAGAUCGACCUCUACACAGAGGAAGAAUUCGGUGUUCGAGUUAUUCAGAGCAGUAAUCCGGAAUCAUGUAGGAUCAGUUUGACUGAUUACAAUUCCAGUCGUCAAUAA